GAGAAGCCAUAUUCAUGUUUAGAAUGUGGGAAAUGUUUUAGUCGGAAAUCACAUCUUGUUGAACAUCAGAAAACUCACGCAGGGGAGAAGCCAUUUUCAUGUUCGGAAUGUGGGAAAUGUUAUAGUGAUAAAUCAAGUCUUCUGAAACAUCAGAGAAUUCACACAGAAGAGAAGCCAUAUUCAUGUUCAGAAUGUGGGAAGUGUUUUAGUCUGAAAGCACAUCUUGUGAGACAUCAGAGAAUUCACACAGGGGAGAAGCCAUUUUCAUGUUUAGAAUGUGGGAAAUGUUUUAGUCGGAAAUCAAAUCUUGUUGAACAUCAGAAAACUCACACAGGAGAGAAGCCAUUUUCAUGUUCGGAAUGUGGGAAAUGUUUUAGUAACAAAUCAAUUAUUGUGGUACAUCAGAGAAUUCACACAGGAGAGAAGCCAUAUUCAUGUUCAGAAUGUGGGAAGUGUUUUAGUCUGAAAGUACAUCUUGUGAGACAUCAGACAAUUCACACAGGGGAGAAGCCAUUUUCAUGUUUAGAAUGUGGAAAAUGUUUUAGUCGGAAAUCACAUCUUGUUGAACAUCAAAAAACUCACACAGGAGAGAAGCCAUUUUCAUGUUCGGAAUGUGGGAAAUGUUUUAGUAACAAAUCAAUUCUUGAGGUACAUCAGAGAAUUCACACCGGGGUUAAGCCAUUUUCAUGUCCUGAAUGUGGGAAAUAUUUUAAUCAUAAAUCAGAUCUUGUGAAUCAUAUGAGAAAUUACACUGGCGAGAAGCCAUUUCCAUGUCCUGAAUGUGAAAAGUGUUUUAAUUCAAAAACACAGCUUAAUAUACAUCUGAGAACUCACACAGGAGAGAAGCCAUAUUCGUGUCCUGAAUGUGAGAAGUGUUUUAAUAACAAAUCAAGUCUUGUGCAACAUCAGAGAAUUCACACCGGAGAGAAGCCAUUUUCUUGUCCCGAAUGUGAGAAGUGUUUUAAUAACAAAUCAAGUCUUGUGCAACAUCAGAGAAUUCACACCGGAGAGAAGCCAUUUUUUUGUCCCGAAUGUGAGAAGUGUUUUAAUAACAAAUCAAGUCUUGUGCAACAUCAGAGAAUUCACACC
Molecule: messenger RNA, 1089 nt
Organism: Bufo bufo (common toad)
Lineage: Eukaryota; Metazoa; Chordata; Amphibia; Anura; Bufonidae
Product: oocyte zinc finger protein XlCOF7.1-like
Exons: 1
Cellular component (GO): nucleus
Source: RefSeq, a predicted model, not a curated record